Molecule: messenger RNA, 1377 nt
Organism: Rhipicephalus microplus (southern cattle tick)
Lineage: Eukaryota; Metazoa; Arthropoda; Arachnida; Ixodida; Ixodidae
Product: THUMP domain-containing protein 1
Biological process (GO): tRNA modification
Molecular function (GO): RNA binding
Source: RefSeq, a predicted model, not a curated record
CCCAAGCGUGGCUGGAUGUGUUUGAUAAGUUUUUUGGUGGAUUCCCCGCUAAAUUGUUCUAACCUACACCAAUUUGUUAACAUUAGUUAAACAGUUCGACUGUCCGUGUAACUAUAUUAGCGAAAAUAUUUCUGGGUAACACGAAUCCUUCUCAACACGGUUGGCUUGUCCUUUCAUUGUCAUCUUGAACUCGGAAACUUCCAAGUUAAAAAUCAAUCAUGAGCAGCGGUGAUGGCAAGAAACGCAAGAAGAAUUACUACAAGUCAUUCGCCAAAAAGCGCAGAGUCGGCUCCCUGGAAACCGACAUGACGGGCUUUCUGGUCACCUUCGAGCGAAGCGAGUCCCAGGCCGUGAAGGACUGCUACGAGUUGCUCAACGAAUACGCCGACAAAAUAUGGGGUCCUGAAAAACCAGAGGAUAAAGACAGCAAAGCGUCUAUCGAAGAUGACAUAGCUGCGGAGCUCAGUGAGCUCAAGGAGUCCAAAGACAAAGUUCGCCGCUUCCAGAAGGUCAAGACGGAUGUGGCUAGAAACUUUUUUGUGACGACUACAGUGGAUGACCCUGGGCGUUUGGUGACAAGCAUCUUCGAGGACCUCAAGGCAAAGCAUGAACAGCGUAGCCGCUUCAUCCAGCGCCUGCUGCCCGUGCAGACAACUUGCAAGGCCCAUCUGGACACAAUUAAGAAGAAGGUGGAGACUGUGCUCGCAUCCUACAACGACUCUGCCUCGCCCGAGGUCGCUUACUUGGUCGCUGGAAAAAUCCGUCAAAACAGCAGCCUUCAGCACAAGGCGAUGCUUCUGGAGAUCGUGCAGGUGGUGAAGAGUGCCAAGCCUUUGUGGACGGGGGAGUUGCACAAGCCAGACUUGGUGCUCAUGAUAGACGUGUUGCAAAACAUCUGCUGUAUUUCCCUGAUGCCUCAUUACCUGGAAUUCAGAAAGUACAACCUUCUGGAAGUGACAAAGCCACAGCCAGACUCAGAGAUGCCAAAGGAACCAUGUGCUAGUGUGCCAAAGGACAACUGCGAGGGCAAGAACGAGAAACUCGUGAGUGACGAAAAAGCAGCAUGUGAAGGAAAUGAGAAACCCUCUGAUUCUGCUAAAGACAUUAGAACAGACGCUGGAGAAGCAGCAGAGAGCAAACCAGACAGUUCAUCAUCUAAUGGUGGCACCGUGGAGCCCUCAACAAACACAUCAGAAGAUGAAAAUGUAGGGUCUCACAAAGCUGAAGAAGCUGCCAAAGACUGAGACUUUUCUCUCAAUUUUCACUGACCCUUUCCUCCACCUUGCUUUUUAUUUUGACACAUGGCAUAGAAAAGCUGGCAUUAAAUGUUCAUUGUUAUCAUUGAUGUAAGCGACAUACACUUGAGGGAUGCAUUUA